UCUAGUGUGAUGUAAAUUUUUGCUAUAAAUUGUGUUAGGACUAUAACCUGGUGUUGUGUGAUUUUUAACUUUACUCAGGAAAGUUUAGACUGGUAAAUACAUACACAGUAACUAUUAAACUAACACCACACUUAAACCCUGCUCUCACUACACUCGCCCUCGCCCAUCAUACCCAACGCAAGGCCCCCCAGGCCACUACACCUGUUCUCCCCUGCUCUGGUCCUGGGCCUUUCAUCCGUUCUGGACCCAAACAGUAUACCAGCUCUUAUUGCAGGAACUUGUCGCUGCAGAUGUUCCUGUAAGCUCAAAAUCUCCAACAAUGAAAGGUCAUUGCAUUGACUCUUAAUAUUUUCAAACCAACAUCCUACUCUUGAUCAACGUUAAAGAGGUGCCUCCACCAUUUAUUUUCACAAUGAGUGCAUAGGUAAAAUCGGCAGGUGGCGCUCUUUUAAAUGCACUGUCAACUAAAUCUAGUUUCUUUUUUUCUCAAAAGAAUAUGUUUCACUUUAGCCUUCUGGAAACCCGAUGGCGAUGAAACAGACUUCUGCCUUUAAAGAAAGAAGUGGUAAGACAUCAGUGGACUCACACUUAUUAUCAUUUAUGGAAAAAUGUCUGGAAUCUAUCAUCACUACUGAACUCUUUCAUCCCGUGUUGAAAAACUACGUCAUAUCACACUCACUCCCACAGAUUUACGAGGCAUUGCUUAUUGGAUUAUUUGUUCAAUGUCCUAAUGAUCCAUUAAUAUAUUUGGAAGAAAAAAUUAAAGAACUACAAAGCAAAAUGAAAAACUAUCAGCUACAUAUGCCAAAUGAAAGGCAUCUGGACUUGAGCUGGGAUAUGCUUAUUGAUGAUGAAUUCAGGCAACAAAUGACCAAAAUGAUAGGCAGUUAUCUAAACUAUCUGUUUGAUCUGGAGUCAGGUGAAGUGCUUGCUCCACAAUUGUAUGAGAAAGCAUAUUUCUUCCAUUCGAAUGGUUUAUUGAGGAAGUGCUUUUGUGCAUGGAAAUGGUAUAUCAGAAAAGUAAGAAAGUGGCAGAUGAAAAUGUUACAAUACACCUUAAAGGCUGAGAAGUUUUAUACAACAAAAACAUUAAAAGUGACAUUUCAGAUGUGGAUGAAAUGGGUGCAGUUCCAAAAGAUGCGACAAGCCUUGGCAGCACAACAUUUACAACAUGUCAGUGAUCAGCUUUUGUGCAAGAUUAUUUUACAAUUAUGGAGUGCUUUGGCAAAACAGACAAGGAAAACCCGAGAGUACUUUGAGCGCCUGGAACGAGGCGAAUUGGAUGAUGAGAGUGAUACACAAUUGGCACCUCCAGGAGAUAUAAAGGAUAUUAUUUCCCUCUUACCUUGGUCAGUUAUACUACAGGUUUUCAGUUAUCUUGGUGUUAAGGAACUGGUAAGAGCUGCAAAGGUUUGUCAAGUCUGGAAGGUGAUCGCACAGACAAGUUCUCUUUGGAGCAAGAUUAACUUCUCACCAGUAAGAAAACAGAUUGAAGACAAUGACAUAGCAAAUCUUUUGCGGAGUUUUCGUCCUUUUGUUAUUCAAUUGAGUCUUCGUGGAUUCAGCAACAUUGGUUGGGCAACUUUCAAAAGCAUCAGUGACUGUCGAAACCUGCAGGAUCUAAAUUUAACUGAAUGUGCAAAUUUAACUGAUGAAUUUGUGUCUAUGGUGGUGGAAAUGUGUACUUCACUUCUGUACCUGAACCUGGCUUACACUCCUAUUAGUGACGGUACACUGAGGUCAUUAUCAAAGUUUGGAUUGAAUCUACAGUAUCUGAGCCUAGCCUACUCAAAGAAAUUCACAAAUAAAGGUUUGAAUUACCUUGCCACAGGGAAGGGCUGCCACAAGCUCGUCUACCUGGACAUUUCAGGUUGUACUCAGAUCUCAGUGAGAGGCUUCCGGUCAUUAGGAAUUGGCUGCAGUGAUAUUGAACAUCUUGUAAUCAAUGAUAUGGCAACUCUUACUAACAGCUGUAUCACAGCCAUGGUUUCUUACUAUUACAACCUGACUACAUUUUCACUCCUUGCCUCUCCUCACAUAUCUGAUGCAGCUAUUAAAGCUCUUGUCCAGGGGAAGAGGAUUACUAAAGUUAAAAUUGAAGGUAAUCAACAUAUUAGUGAUGCAUCUUUCAAAAUGAUCAGCAAAAAUUGCCCAAACUUGAAUCACAUCUAUGUGUCCGACUGCCCAAGGAUUACAGAUAAUAGCUUGAAAUCCUUGGCAACACUGAAAUAUGUCACUGUGUUGAAUAUUUCAGACUGUAUAAGUAUCACUGAUGGAGGCAUAAGAUAUUUUAUGGAUAGUCACUCAGCUUCAAAGCUCAGAGAACUAAAUCUAAGCAACUGCAUUUAUAUUACUGAUUUAUCAUUGCUGAAAAUUGCACAGAGGUGUCAGAGUUUAACACAUCUGAGAUUGCGUUACUGUGAACGCUUAACUGACAGUGGGAUUGAGUGGCUUGGAAACUUGCCUGUUCUGAACACCAUUGAUCUAACAGGAACCAACGUACAAGAGCAGGGUUUAGGAAGUCUUUCCAACAACACCAGGAUAACAGAGUUUACAGUAGCAGAGUGUUCAGGAGUUACUGAUAUUGGAUUACAGAAAUUCUAUCAUAAGAUGUACGAUCUGGGAUAUUUGGAUAUCUCCCAUUGCCUCCAAGUCUCUGAUUUGAGCACAAAGACCUUGGCUUUCUGUUGCAGAAGGCUGAUUUCACUGAACCUCACUGGAUGCCCAAAGAUUACUGAUUUAAGUAUCCAGUACUUGGCUGGGGUGUGCCAUUACAUCUACUUCUUGGAUAUCUCAGGUUGUGUCAAUCUUACUGACUCGAUAUUCAAAUUCCUUAAGAAAGGCUGCAAAAGACUACGGGUUCUGAAGAUGCUUUACUGCACAAACAUCACACAAGAAGCUGUCAAAGCAGUAACCAAUGUUCAGCAUUUGGAAUACAAUGACGAGAACCCACCAUUAUGGUUUGGAUAUGAUAACAAAGGGAAUGAGCUGGUCACUAAAAAGGAAGAUGAAGAGACAUAAAAUGCUUAAUCAUCAAAUUGUUAAGCUUGUCAGAAAUCUACUUCCUAUAUAUAAGAAUGUUUACUUUUAAUAAUCUA
Chiloscyllium plagiosum (whitespotted bambooshark) is the source of this 3098-nucleotide messenger RNA. NCBI's taxonomy places the organism in Eukaryota, Metazoa, Chordata, Chondrichthyes, Orectolobiformes, Hemiscylliidae. The record is from RefSeq and is a predicted model, not a curated record.